Molecule: messenger RNA, 3771 nt
Organism: Lycium barbarum (goji berry)
Lineage: Eukaryota; Viridiplantae; Streptophyta; Magnoliopsida; Solanales; Solanaceae
Exons: 5
Coding region: 1-3771 (1256 amino acids)
Molecular function (GO): RNA-DNA hybrid ribonuclease activity; nucleic acid binding
Source: RefSeq, a predicted model, not a curated record
AUGCUGUGGGAAAAACCGAAAACAAAAGCUGGUAACGAAAAAGAAUACAUUGAAAAACCCGAUAAAGCUUUAGAUGGAGACAAGUCGACAAAAGAGCAAUGCCAAAACAGUUUGGAAGUCAAUCAAGGCCGUGAAGAGAACAACACAGUUGAUAGCCAAAGUAGCAGCUCUAAAGGAAAACAAAAAGAUCAUAUGUCCCCUACUACAACUGAUACCGAGUGUUUACAAUUAAAAGGAGGCAGAAUAGAGAUUGAUCUGGGUAGCAUAGAGUACAUUCCUCCUGGAAAACAUGGUUCUGAUUUAGGUAAUAACUCUGAUCAAGAAUAUUGUUACGACACCAGUGAAGAACAAAUAGCAGGAAUAUCCUCAGACGAGGAGGUUCCUGAUAGUUUUCUAGAGGUCUCUGAAGAGGAAGAAGCACAAAUCCUUGAUAGUCUAAUCGAAGUAUUUGCUCCAACUUCAAAUGAAAUCAAGGACCCGAUCACACAAGAAAAAGAAGAAGCUAUCUUACGACAAGGUUUGUCACCAAGAGGUAAUAUUCAUACAUGGUGUAAUGGGCGAGGAGGGACCGAGAGGAUCCAUAUGAGAUUAGACAGGUUGCUACAUAAUGAAGAAUGGAGUGCUAAAUUCCCAAAUAUCAAUGUGGAGCAUUUAUCCAAAACAGGUUCCGAUCACAACCUACUCCUCGUCAAUUGUUCCGACGACAACCAACAGAAAUUUGAGAAGGAAGUUUCAGACGCUGAAACUGCUUACUUAAAUUCCGAUUCUGAUAGAAUGCUGCUUAAUAAGGCUAAAGCUGAAUACAUCAAGUGGUUGAAAAUGGAAGAGUCUAUUUUAAGACAAAAAGCUAGAAUCAAAUGGGCAGAAGAAGGGGACUCAAAUACGAAGUACUUCCACAGUAACAUCAAGGCUAGGAGAAGAAGAGCUCAAGUCUAUAAAAUUAAAGAUCAGAAUGGUCAAUGGGUCGAAGGGAAUCUAAAUAUUUCCAAAGCUGCCAUCGAUCAUUUCAGCGAGUUAUUCAGUGCAAAACCAAGGGAUAGGGAUUUGAAAUUUAUCAGAGGUUGCGACAACCUGAUCAGUACUGAGGACAACGCCCUAUUAGCAAAAUAUCCCACAGCAGAAGAGAUUAAGACGGCAGUAGAUUCUAUGGACCCUAACAGUUGUGCAGGGCCUGACGGAUUUAAUGGUUUUUUUUUCCAAUACUGCUGGGACAUCAUCAAAAGAGAGGUAAUCUCCUUUGUUCUCUCCUUCUUUCAUGGGUUUGACCUUACAAAGUACUAUACUCAUUCUUGUUUAACACUGAUUCCUAAGGUCACCUCACCUGAUUGUUUUUCUAAGCUUAGACCUAUCAGUCUUAGUAAUUUUUCAAACAAAAUACUGUCUAAAAUUCUUGCUUUAAGAAUUAACAAUAUUUUGCCUAAGAUCAUUUCUGAGAAUCAAUCUGGCUUCGUUAAAGGUAGGCAACUCACCGUGAAUAUUCUGUUAACACAAGAGAUUGUUCAUGGUAUUAUACCUAACUCUGACAGUUGCAAUGUUGUUAUUAAAUUAGAUAUGUCUAAAGCUUAUGAUAAAUUAUAUGGGUUUUUUAAAUCUUCUAGAGGCUUAAAACAGGGGGACCCUCUAUCUCCUGCUCUUUUUAUUAUUGCAGCCGAAACUCUUUCAAGAGCUUUGAAUCAUCUUAAUCAAAAUGAUAGGUUCAUUAAUUUCUCUAUGCAUAAAAAAGGGCCCCAAAUUAAUCACCUUAGUUAUGCUGAUGACCUUGUGCUUUUCACUUCUGCCAAUAAGUUUUCUAUUAAGCUCAUGAUGAAUUUGCUAAGGUUGUACCAAAAGGCUUCUGGUCAGGAGAUUAAUAAUGAUAAGACUUUCUUUCUCACCCACAGUAAGACGAACAGGAUUUAUAAUAGGAGGAUAAGAAGGUGGACUGGUUACAAACAGUCUUCCUUCCCUUUCACAUACUUAGGUUGUCCCAUAUACUGUGGCACGAAGAGAAUCUCUUAUUUUUUUGACAUUUCCAAAAAGAUCCUUAAUAAGAUUGCAGAUUGGCAAGGAAGACUCUUAUCUCCAGGUGGUAAGGCUACCAUUAUUAAGCAUGUUCUUCAAUCUCAAGCUCUUCAUAUAUUUGCUGCCUUAAUGCCACCGGUUACAUCUGUAUAUGAGAUUGAAAUGCAAUUUGCUAACUUCUUCUGGGGAGAGAAAGAUGGUAAAAACAGCUAUCAUUGGUCCUCUUGGGAUAACAUGUGUUACCCUACCAUAGAAGGGGGCUUGGGUUUCAAGAGUCUUCUUGAUAUCUGUCACACUUUUGCUGCUAAAAGAUGGUGGAGAUUGAGAACAGAACCUUCAUUGUGGGCACAUUUCAUUAAAUCAAAGUAUUGCCAAAGAAGCAACCUCAACUCUAAGGCCUUUGCUCCAAAAGAUUCAGUUGCUUGGAAAGAAUUGCUUCAUAUUAGAGAUAAUAUUGAAGCCAACAUCAAUUGGAAAAUUAACUCCGGUAACAGUCUGUUUUGGUGGGAUAACUGGACUCAUCAUGGGUCUCUUUAUCAGAUUUUAAACCCUUCGGCCAAGCCUGGUAAUGUGAAAGUUAACCAUUUCUUAUUGAAUCAGCAAUGGCAGAUUGAUGAUAAUCCUUUUUCCUUACCAAGGGACACUCUGAAUCUAAUCAAGAGUAUCCCUAUCGGUAAGCAUGAUGAAAAGGAUCAUCCUAUCUGGAAUCUGAAUAGCAAUGGAGUAUUUACAUGUUCCAGUGCUUUCGAAUUCCUUAGGAAGAAGGAAGUUGCCCCUCACAUUUAUAAUUUCAUCUGGAUAAAAGAAAUUCCUUUCAAGGUUUCCUUUUUCAUGUGGAAGCUUUUAAAGAAAAAUCUUCCUCUAGAUGUCAAUCUUACAAGAUUUAAUAUUGACGAAGGUGCUAGUUGUUGUUGUUGCAGGACUGCAUGUAUAGAAACUGGGAAUCAUGUUUUUGCACAAAGUGAGAUUGCCAAACAAACAUGGAAAAUCAUGACCAGACCACUGGGGAUCAGCAUUACUGGUUACACUGUUCAAACAAUUCUCUGGCAAUGGUGGAGACAAAAACCAACAAAUAUUGUUCACAAAUUCCUUCUACUUAUCACUCUAAUGAUAAUCAAGGUGGCUAUAAGACAGAAAUUCAAAUCCAUAGACUACACCUGGAACUGGAGCAAAGUUUGUUUCGAAGCGGAAAAUUUCAAAGCUGUGAUAACCAGUAAGAUGAUCAGAUGGAUCAAACCUACAGGCAACACUUGGAAGCUCAACACAGAUGGAAGUUACAUGAAAAAUCAAAACAAAGCGGGAGCUGGUGGUAUUGUUAGGAAUAGAAUUGGGAAUAUGGUCAUGGCAUGUGCAUAUCAAACCCAAUUCUGCACUAACAAUUAUAGUGAAGCAUAUGCAGCUCUAGUUGGAAUUUCUUGGUGUGUCAAUCAUCCUUUCGAAGUCCUUGAGGUAGAAUUGGACUCCAAGAUAGUGGUACAAAUGAUAGAUGGUUCCUUAAAACCUCCUUGGAAGUUAUUGGACAUUAUAGAAAACACUAAGGCAAAGAUGGCUCACAGAAAUAUCUCGAUAAAGCAUUGCUUUAGAGAAGGGAAUGAGGUGGCGGAUGCACUAGCAAAAUACGCAACCCAAAUUCAAGACCCUAGAAUUUUUUUGAAUGAAGGUGACUUGCUAACGGAGGUUAGAGGACCGCUCAUAAUGAAUAAACUUGACUUCCCCUCCUUUAGGAGAAGAGUUAAAAAGAACUCAGGCUGGUGCUUUGAACCACCGUGA